GUCUCUCUCUCUCUAACACUUAGUUUUCCUCGACUCAUUUUUUCUCGCUCUCAGUCUGUCUGUCUGGGUCUCCCUGUUCUUGUCUCUCGAGCUUCACUCUCUCUUCACCUCUGCAAAAGGGAGACAAAUGGGCUUCGCUUCCUUUCUGGGUCGUCUCCUCUUUGCUUCCCUCUUCAUCCUCUCCGCAUGGCAGAUGUAUGUUGAAUUUGAUGCCAAUGGUGGACCCAUUGCUAAGGAGUUGAUUCCCAAGCUCACUGUUCUAAAGAAAAAUUUGUCCUCCAAAUUGGGGGUAGGGCUACCAGAUAUUGAUGAACAGCAUUUUGUUGCAACUAUCAUAUUUCUAAAGGGGCUUGGAGGGAUUCUAUUUGUGUUUGGCAGCACACUUGGAGCUUUUUUCUUGGUACCAUCGGUAAGAGUUCAACACGGUGACACGAAGGUUGCCCAAAUCGGAGGAGAGUUCAGAGCACAUGUAACCCUUUUCCAAAGUAACACUCAGUUUAUGUGAUUGAUCAAGCUUGCCUGAUCACUAUCUUGUAAACUCAACCAAUCAACAAGUAACAUUGGAUAAUAGCAUAAAGAAGUGAAAAUGUAGUACAGACUACAGACAACAUCUACACUAGUAUUUCUCCAUAAGAAAUAUUAAUUUUAUCUCAA
This is a messenger RNA of Lotus japonicus, 654 nucleotides long. RefSeq lists its product as uncharacterized. The record is from RefSeq and is a predicted model, not a curated record. Lineage: Eukaryota; Viridiplantae; Streptophyta; Magnoliopsida; Fabales; Fabaceae. The transcript has 4 exons. The coding region runs from base 128 to 505 and encodes 125 amino acids.